GCGGGAGUCGAUGUUUGUCGCUGGAAAUAUGGCUUCUAAUUAGCUUGUGAAAUCUUGCCUUCAACGAACUCAGGUUAACGAUGGGGUUGAAGUCCUCGACUCUUUUACAAGAAGAAGAUAUAGAAGAACUGCAAAACGAGACUGGUUUUUCGCCAGAUCAAAUCAAAAGGCUUUAUAGCAGAUUUACAAGUCUUGAUAAAUCAACCAAAGGAACACUGAGCCGUGACGAUUUUAUCCGUAUACCAGAAUUGGCUAUCAAUCCAAUUGGUGAAAGAAUCAUAGAUGCCUUCUUCAUGAAUGAAGACAGUCAGUGUNCAGAUAGAGAUGGUGUUAUCUCAUUUGAUGAACUUAAGAGGGUGGAUUGCAGGUUGUUGACAAUCACCUUUAAAAUCUAUGAUCUGGACAAUGAUGGGAAAAUAUCCAAAGAUGACCUCAUGCAGGUCCUUCACAUGAUGGUUGGUCGGAAUAUCAGUGAUGAACAACUUGGAGGGAUUGCUGACCGUGCAAUAAAUGACGCGGAUACAGAUAGAGAUGGUGUUAUCUCAUUUGAUGAACUUAAGAGGCCAUUUUGUUUGACAUUCUUUUUCACUCUUUACUCAGUCACCUUUAAAAUCUAUGAUCUGGACAAUGAUGGGAAAAUAUCCAAAGAUGACCUCAUGCAGGUCCUUCACAUGAUGGUUGGUCGGAAUAUCAGUGAUGAACAGCUUGGCGGGAUUGCUGACCGUGCAAUAAAUGAUGCUGAUACAGAUAGAGAUGGUGUCAUCUCAUUUGAUGAACUUAAGAGGGUCCUGGAAAAUGUGGACAUGAAUGCAAAAAUGAGCAUCCGAUUUCUGGCUUGACUUCUUGAGACAAAGCAGGUUUUAGAGGCAGAAUAUUGAAGAAAUUUAUGUGAUAUUUCUCUGUACUUAUUUAUCUUUUCAGUUCAUUCAGAUCAUGAACUCACAAGAAAACCCUGCAUUCAUUUGGACAUGAAAAUCAAAGUAGUUGGCUCUACGUAUUUAAAAUCUCCAGGAAGUACUUAAUGGUAUUUUAAAUUAAACUGUCUGGCUCUGACUCAUAUUUAAGCUGUCGCAUGAUUAGUAUCAAAUUAUUGGUUGAUGGUUAAUCAGUGAAGUGAAAUCAACACCCAUUGUACAGAGUUAACGAUUCUUUUCAUUGAAAUCUGAUUUUGUGCAAUGUCAGAUAUUCUUUGUCAGAAAGUAAUUUUGUUAGUUGUUAAUAUUGUGAUUGUUGUAAUAGUAGCCAAAUGAAUAUGAUAAAACAAUAAAAUUAGAUUUGUAAUUUG
Messenger RNA from Orbicella faveolata, 1285 nucleotides. Its product is annotated as calcineurin B homologous protein 1-like. NCBI's taxonomy places the organism in Eukaryota, Metazoa, Cnidaria, Anthozoa, Scleractinia, Merulinidae. The record is from RefSeq and is a predicted model, not a curated record. Gene Ontology annotation, molecular function: calcium ion binding.